This is a messenger RNA of Anopheles merus, 1433 nucleotides long. Its product is annotated as zinc finger protein 37-like. Gene Ontology annotation, molecular function: zinc ion binding; chromatin insulator sequence binding. The transcript has 3 exons. NCBI's taxonomy places the organism in Eukaryota, Metazoa, Arthropoda, Insecta, Diptera, Culicidae. Gene Ontology annotation, cellular component: chromosome; nucleus. Gene Ontology annotation, biological process: regulation of transcription by RNA polymerase II. The record is from RefSeq and is a predicted model, not a curated record. The coding region runs from base 96 to 1331 and encodes 411 amino acids.
UGUUCCAAACCUUAUACGAGAGCUCCAACUCUCAACAUCUCCAGCAUGCAACGACAAAAUGGUGCAAGAAAUCCAACUGGAUCAUUAUGUAGAAAAUGUUCAGAAUUUUCAAAAUGAUCUACGAAGGACAGUAUUCUCGAAGCAGUACUUUAUGCUACACCCUGUAUCCGAACGUACUUGUGUGCGUGAUUUCAUUUGUUUUGAUCUGCGUGCGAUUUGACAUUUGUCCUGGCAUCGCAUUGUUGUCGUUCCAUGUAAACAAUCUCACUACCUGUUUCGGGAUGGCGAACAGUUUGCAGGGAAUAUUGUACGUCUGUCGGUUUUGUCUCUGCGAGAACCAGAAACUGCUUCUGCCCUUGGUAAAAACCUUCGACACUCUACUCACAAUCGAGGAUGUGCAACGGUUCACAGGAAUACAGCUCGAUGCGAAUAUUCUACAGUACGCAAUUUGUCUCGAAUGCAUCAACCAGCUGAAAAUCUCUGCCGACUUUCGGACGCGCUGCCUGAGCAACGAUGCACAGUUCCAGCAGCUGCACGACUUGCUGGUUGCAAGCGCGAACGCCAUCGAAACCAAAGCAGAGGACGGGAAAAGCCAACCGUCCGAUCUUGACGAACCAGAUAUGAUGGCUGAGCUCGACAAUUUCGAUGAUAGAUCGACGGAGUACAGCAUCAACGAUCCCUUCCGUAGGGUGCAAGGGGAAUGUUCCUUUCUGGAGGAAUACUUGCUAGACUCAGAAUCCGACAGCGUAAGGGUGGACGGCUGCCGCAGGACCAGCACUACCAAUCGCAGCAGCAGAACCGUUUCCGAACGCUUUGCGAAAGAUGACGAACAUUGCAACUCUGCCAACUAUAUCGCACCCGGUGAAGCGUCAAUCUCGGACGACGACGGCGUGUCGGACCCGGAGAACGGUGAAUGGAGCAGCUACUACUGGCCAUCCAAUCCACUGAUCGUGCCGUACGAGCGGGAACGCGGCAAGCGAAAGCUGCACCUGUGCAACAUCUGUGGCAUCUUCGUGAAGCACUUGCCGAAGCAUGUGAUCAACCACGAGGACGACAUCUCCGAGGCAUGCCCGCAUUGUCCGGUGCGAAUGAAGCAGAAAACUAACAUGAUACAACACAUCCAAACGGUGCACCUGAAAACGAUAAGCAAAACGUGCGAAAUAUGUGGCAAGGGGUUCAUUCACCAUAAAACAUACAAAUAUCAUAUGAUGUCGCAUCAGGACGAGGGUGGAACGUUUGAGUGCAAAGCGUGCUCGAAAACAUUUUCCCAUUCAAACGCACUGAAGGAUCACUUCAAUAGGUUACACAAUAUUGCGAGGAAACAAAAAUAAACCUUAUUGUAGUGUAUUGGGUGUUUGCUUCGCCAAAGCGCAUAGCUUAACAUUUGUUCUAAAUUGCUAUGAAUAAAUUAACUCGAAAUUUACCCACCUUCA